Messenger RNA from Neurospora tetraspora, 1510 nucleotides. RefSeq lists its product as uncharacterized. The transcript is spliced from 3 exons. The record is from RefSeq and is a predicted model, not a curated record. Lineage: Eukaryota; Fungi; Ascomycota; Sordariomycetes; Sordariales; Sordariaceae. The coding region runs from base 156 to 1193 and encodes 345 amino acids.
GUUUGAAAUAAAUCAGAAACCCACCCUCAUGCUGCAGCAGCAACACCCCCCACAGUUUCAACCUUUCCGUUUUGUCUGCUUCCGCGAACAACAGGUAGGUUCUCGAUCAACAAAGCUGCCCUAUUGCAAUUUAUACACCCAUUUGAUCAAGCCAAAUGAUUCAUCCCAUACUCCACCGAUCUCCGUAUCCUUCUAGUGCGGUUCGAUGUCUCUUUGCGGUUGCAUCAUCCCAUACCUCAACGGCGCACGAGCGCCUUAGAAGAGGCUUCCACAACUCGCCCACUCGACAUAACCAGUCACAAAAGUCACCAGAGAAAUCGAUUAAAAGAAAACACCAAAACAAAACAGUCUCAAAGCCAGAGACUGGUUUAGAGACCUACGACGUAGACGACUGGUGGGAGAAGUGGUAUCCCAUUGCCCGGAAAGAGACCAAGCCCCCUCGCAUAUUCUUCAAGGAUGCCGAAGGGCGUCCCCUCUACAACCCCUACGCCGGCAAUCUGGUUUCCUGGCAGCUUCGCGAGACCGUUGACGAUUUCCUAGCCCGCACUCAAAACGUAUACAAAAACUUCAUCCGGGUCGCCAACCCCUAUGCGCCGCCACGCUGGAAGCCGGCCCGGUGGACCUACAGCAAGGCCGGCGAGGAGCGACUGAGGAUGUUCACCGAUUUCAUCAAGUUCUACGGCACCAGCGUCGAGGCCGACGGGAAGCGCGAUCUGGGCAACGUGAUAACGGAGCGGGUGGAGGUGAUGAGGAACCUCACCCGUCUGGCCGACGCCUGCGAACUAAGAAUGGGUAAGUGGUUACUCUAUGUACCGCCUGACCGGGUGGAGGAGGUCUGGAGGAAGAUCGUCACGGCCACGGUGAAAAACGAGCUGGGGUCGGAAGCGUCCCUGAGGCGCGGUGGCGUAGUCAGUAGGCCACAAUCGGAUGGCGAGCUGGUGAAGGUCUUCUCCAAAGACUUCCGGGAUAAGGCGGAGGCUGCGAGACUGCUGGAGAAGCUUGAGAAGCUUGGGGUCCUAGAUCCGAAAAAAGAGUAUUAUUACAAGUCUGAAGCUUUAUCGCAUGUGAAUCUUUAUGCCCAUAACCAAUGGGGUCUGAAGACUUCACUGGUGAGUAUUGAUAUCCAUCGAACAGUGUUGCAUUCCAGGACAUCCUGUCCAAGAUUGUUUUGCAUGGUAUCGCCCAAGAACUAACAAAACUGUGUGCCCACAGUAUACCUCGACUGAGUGCUGGGAGCUUCUAGAAGCUUUGAAGGGAGAACAGGGCGAACCGAUAUAAUGUGUGGUUAUCGAGGUAACUGUUGGACUGUUAACCCGAAGAGGCAUCGAUGGCUGGAGAUACAAGGCUGAGCGAGCGUUUAUUAAGCUAGACAGCAGUGUCAAGGGGCCUAGCUCUUCAAUGGCAGUGGGCAUGAAUAUCUGACAAUCUGAUGGGUAGUGCAUAGUGCAUUUGAUUCUUGCACAAACAAGUGGCUGGUGAUAGCUGCUCAGGUAACAUAAUAGCCCAUCCC